UCUCUCUCUCUCUCUCUUUCUCUCUCUCUCUCUCUCUCUCUCUCUCUCUUCGCUGCGGCUGCCUGCCUGCUCAGAAAACAAAACCGACCACUUGAGGAACACAGACUCUUUACCGACAGCACCGGGACCGGACCGGACCGGGACACAGGAUCAAAUAAAGCCCACAGAGAGAGAGCGACAGGCAACAUGACGGAGACCGCCAAAACCCACGUCAUCCUGCUGUCCUGCGGCAGCUUCAACCCCGUCACCAAGGGACACAUCCAUAUGUUCGAAAAAGCCAGAGAGUACCUGCACAAAACAGGUCGUUUCAUCGUGAUCGGAGGAAUCAUCUCUCCGGUGCACGACUCCUACGGAAAACCUGGUUUAGUGCCCAGCAGACAUCGUCUCACCAUGUGCCAGCUGGCUGUCCAGUCCUCUGAUUGGAUCAGGGUGGACCCCUGGGAGUGUUACCAGGACACCUGGCAGACCACCUGCAGCGUGCUCGAGCAUCACCGAGACCUGAUGAAGAGAGUCACUGGCUGUAUUCUGUCCAACGUCAACACGCCAUCAACCACUCCUGUGAUUGGUCAGCCACAGAACCAGACCCCACCCAUCUACCAGAACCACAGCAACAUGAACCACAAGCCCACAGCGAUCAAAGUUUGGGGGAAGGUCAGUGAGAGUCUGGGGAAGAUCUGCUGCGUCCGCCCUCACAUGGAGCGCUUCACCUUCGUCGAUGAAAAUGCAAAUCUGGGGACAGCGAUGAGAUACGAGGAGAUCGAGUUGCGCAUCUUGCUCCUGUGUGGCAGUGAUCUCCUGGAGUCCUUCUGCAUCCCUGGCCUGUGGAAGGACAGUGAUAUGGAGGUGAUCGUUGGGGAUUUCGGGAUCGUGGUGGUUCCUCGUGAUGGAGCCGACACGGAGCGGAUCAUGAAUCACUCCUCUGUUCUCCGCAAAUACAAGGACAACAUCAUCGUGGUGAAAGAUGCCGUGAGCCACCCGAUGUCCAUCGUCAGCUCAACCAAGAGCAGACUGGCCCUGCAGCACGGUGACGGCCAUGUUGUGGACUACCUGAAUCAGCCCGUCAUCGACUACAUCCUGCAGAGUCAACUGUACAUCAACGCCUCGGGAUAGAGCCCGCCACCUGCACGCAUGAGAACAGGGAGGGUGGAGCGGGGGGAGUGGGGCUACCUAGAACCACCAUCAUCUAUCUGAAUACCCCCCACCCUCCAAAACAAGAAAAUAAAAAAUAACGUCUUCUGUGUCAAACAUUUACUCUUCUUUGAACUGUCGCUUUCCAACUCCAACAGGAGCCUUCGUGUCCCGCCUUCUGUCUGUGUCAUGUGACCUUUCCAUCAGGGAUCGGAGGGGGGAGGGUGGGGGUCAGGGCGGGGCAUUUUUGGAUGAGAUGGGGUAAACUCAAAGGGCUGCAGAGGUGUCAUUGUGCAUAUAUUUCCACUGCAGUGGUGACGGCAGUGUUUACUCACUCUGUUUGUUAUCUGUCUGUAUUCAAGUUUGGGGAUGCAUGACACACAGCCGGGCAUGCUCAGUGUACCGACGGCAGACGGUAAAAAAACAACUCUUCUUCUGUAUCAGGGUGGCGUUCAGUUUAAAGAACACAGGGUUUUUAUGGGGGGGCCUCAUGAGAGAUGUGUUGAUAAGGAUGAGUGAUUACAGGGAUCUUUCUCACAGCUGUGAAAACACAGCAGAUGAAAAGUAGACCCAUUUGGAUUUCCCUGCAGAAAAGGGGAAUGCUGAAAGCUGAAAUGCAUCGCAAAACACUGCUAAACAUUUAGGAAUAAUUUUGUGAUUUGAAAUUUGCGAGUAAUCAAGCUGCCUCUAAAGUUUGAUGGGCGCUGUUGUAACACGAGGUGGUCAGAGUUGUUCUUGCAUGAAGCCCACUGUUUGCUCUGACGUCUGAAGGGAAACCUAGCACGUAGAGCUCAGCUCCCGUCUGUCACUGUAGCUAAAACUGUACAUAAUGACACAUCUACCAUAGUUCAGGUCAACUGUGUAACCUCCAUGCUAAAGGUUUAUCAACCCGAGGGUAACCAUGGCAACAGUGUUGAUGCUCUAGGAUGUGUUGGUGACUGAAGAAACUGAAGUGUAUGUGGAGAAAGAUUCAUUGUGUUCAUGCAGCUAUUUUCCUCUGAAAACAUCAUCGGGCGGGAAGCUAACAUGAGGCAUUUUCACACAUUUACUCCUGAAAUUUUCAACUUCCUCAAAGCCCUGGUAACUUUGGGGUAAACCCUGAAAAUUGGGGACAUUUUAAGCAGUUUUGGGCAUGUGUGGAAAGCGCUAAUGCGAUCAUGAUGCUGUGUUACGUGAAGUAAAUCCAGGUUAGCUGAGAAUUGUUUUCACUUCAGCACUCGUUGACAAGUAAAAAACUAAUAAGACCUAAAAUAUGGAGGGAAAUCAGGUUGUAUUUUAAAGAACAGCAACAUAUUUAAUUACACAUUAGCUACCUUUUGAAAACAGAUAAUGCUGGAUUUCAAUCGAUUCCUGAAUAAAGUUACUAUAGCUAACGUUACGUUAGCUAGAAAGAACGAUAAGUAGUUGUUUGUUCCAAGCUCACAUUAUUUCAAGUGGGAAUUUUAGUGUUUUUAUUGUAAGGUUGUCAAAAUCUUCUGUACUUCAUUACAUUUAGAUCCCACUUGUUUUAAAACCACCCUCUUGGUUAUUUUAUUGAUCGAUUAUAUUGAUAGUGACGAAACUUAAAAAAAUCUUCAGAUCUUAAGAGAAAGAGGGAGAGCAGCGGUGGGUCUUUCAAAUUCACAGGUUGGCAGAUACUGACUGUCUUGGACGAUUCUGCAUCAAAGCAGAGACAGAACAAAAUCAAUUAUUGCGGUACUGACGUCGCUUUUCGUGUUUCUGGCCGCAGCUUGACCUUUAUAACUGAUUUAUUUUGGUUUACAAUGUAAAGACAUUUGUGUUGAUGUUAAUGUUCUAAAGUACUUAAUGAAUAAUAAAAAGGGAGUUCAUAUUUA
This is a messenger RNA of Labrus bergylta (ballan wrasse), 2963 nucleotides long. RefSeq names its product nicotinamide nucleotide adenylyltransferase 2 (gene nmnat2). Gene Ontology annotation, cellular component: Golgi apparatus. The record is from RefSeq and is a predicted model, not a curated record. NCBI's taxonomy places the organism in Eukaryota, Metazoa, Chordata, Actinopteri, Labriformes, Labridae. Gene Ontology annotation, biological process: NAD+ biosynthetic process. Gene Ontology annotation, molecular function: nicotinamide-nucleotide adenylyltransferase activity; nicotinate-nucleotide adenylyltransferase activity.